GAUCACUCAUUUAUUGCACAGACUAUUUCUUGAGCAUGUACUACAUAUUCCAGGCUCUGCUUUGAAGUCGGAAAAGGACCUGCUCUCUGAGAACUGACAUUCUAAUGAAUGGAGACAACCAGUAAAAAGCACAUUGCUGUUUCAGCUCUUGCCCCUCACUGCAAUACAAGAGAAGGAAAUGAAGGAGCCACUCCUGCAAUUUACCAGAUAAGCCCAGCAAGGUCAAUAGAGUUCCCAGGAGAAAGCUGCAGGCGUCUGAGGAUAAGCCACUUGGAGCAGCUUUGACCUGAAAGCCAACCUAGAAGACGGAUUCCAUUUACAAGAUGUUUGGACACCCUCAAUAUUUACCUUCUCUUUCCUAGUCCAACCUGAUUCGUGAAAUGGACUGAAGCUGAAAAUUCACCUACUUCUUUGUCUGAAUUUGAGACACAAUUGGGAUGACCUUAAGUGCACGCGACUAGACUCCAACCGCAGCUAUGAGUUCAGAUGAGAAGGGCAUAUCUCCGGCUCAUAAAACAUCUACUCCUACCCAUAGAAGUGCCUCCUCUUCAACGUCCUCCCAAAGAGAGAGUAGACAGAGUUCCCACGUACUGGAGAGGACUGCUUCCUCCGGCACCGAGCCCUCCAUAAGUCGGCAAUUACUGGAACCGGAGCCAGUCCCCAUCUCCAAGGAAGCUGACAGCUGGGAAAUUAUAGAAGGGCUGAAAAUAGGCCAAACCAAUGUCCAGAGACCAGACAAACAUGAAGGCUUUAUGCUGAAGAAAAGAAAAUGGCCUUUAAAAGGCUGGCACAAGCGUUUUUUUGUCCUGGAUAAUGGAAUGUUAAAGUAUUCAAAGGCACCACUUGAUAUUCAGAAAGGGAAGGUCCACGGAAGCAUCGAUGUCGGACUCUCGGUCAUGUCUAUUAAAAAGAAAGCCCGGAGGAUAGACCUGGACACAGAAGAGCACAUCUAUCAUUUGAAGGUGAAAUCCCAGGACUGGUUUGAUGCGUGGGUCUCCAAACUGCGCCACCAUCGCCUGUACCGGCAGAAUGAGAUUGUGAGGUCGCCACGAGAUGCGAGUUUUCACAUAUUUCCUUCAACCUCCACAGCUGAAUCCUCACCAGCUGCUAACGUUUCCGUCGUAGAUGGAAAGAUGCAACCAAACAGCUGUUCAUGGCAGUCCCCCUUGCCAUGCAGUAACAGCCUCCCUGUCACCUGCACCACCGGCCAGAGCAAAGUGGCAGCCUGGUUACAGGACUCGGAAGAAAUGGACAGGUGUGCAGAAGACCUUGCACACUGCCAGUCAAACCUUGUGGAACUUAGCAAACUCCUGCAAAAUUUGGAAAUACUUCAGAGAACUCAGUCAGCACCCAACUUUACUGACAUGCAGGCUAACUGUGUAGAUAUUUCAAAGAAAGACAAGCGGGUCACAAGAAGAUGGAGAACAAAAAGUGUCAGCAAAGAUACAAAAAUACAACUGCAGGAAGGGCCAUCUGUGAAGAGCCAGUUCGGCUCAACCCGGCGCCGGCAGAGGCUAGCAGCCGCCGUGGCUACAACAGUUCCUUUCAGUGCCACCAUGUCACCGGUUCGCUUGCACUCCUCCAACCCCAACCUUUGUGCAGACAUUGAAUUUCAGACUCCCCCUAGCCACCUCACUGACCCUCUGGAAAGUUCAACAGAUUAUACAAAACUUCAAGAAGAAUUCUGUCUAAUUGCACAGAAAGGUAACACCAACUCUAACGUGCCCUUUCAAGAAGUACUCUUCUUUGACGAGAGGUUGCCAUUUACUCCUUUAUCCUUGUCUAGGUGGUCAUGGAGAAAGAUGAAAUGGUUUAUAUACUGGUUGGAGUUCCAUAUACAGAAUGCAGUAGGAUACGACGCCUACAUCUUGGGACAACACAAACUCAGUGUUUAUAUAAAAUAUUGUUCACUUCCUGGUGCCUUGGAUCAGAGUGAAGGAGCAAGCAAAUCCUGGGCACUCAACCAGAAUGCUGAACUAAGGAGUCGGUUGAGCAGAAUACACUCAGAAUCUAUUAUUUGUGAUCAGGUUGUCAGUGUAAAUAUUAUUCCUAGCCCUGAUGAGCCUGGCGAGCAAAUCCAUGUCAGUCUCCCUCUGUCACAGCAAGUAGCAAAUGAGAGCCGCCUCUCCAUGUCAGAAUCUGUCUCUGAGUUCUUUGAUGCCCAGGAAGUGCUCCUCUCUGCAAGCUCAUCAGAGAAUGAGGCUUCAGAUGAUGAGUCUUACAUCAGUGAUGUGAGUGAUAAUAUAUCGGAAGACAACACCAGUGUUGCGGACAACAUUUCUCGGCAAAUCUUGAAUGGGGAGCUAACAGGAGGGGCCUUCCGGAACGGACGCCGAACGUGCCUGCCAGCUCCCUGUCCUGACACCAGUAACAUUAACCUGUGGAACAUCUUGAGGAACAACAUUGGUAAAGACCUAUCUAAAGUGUCUAUGCCCGUGGAGCUAAACGAGCCGCUCAACACCCUGCAGCAUCUCUGCGAGGAGAUGGAGUACAGCGAGCUUCUGGACAAGGCUUCGGAAACCGACGACCCCUAUGAGCGCAUGGUUCUUAUUGCUGCAUUUGCAGUUUCAGGAUAUUGCUCUACCUAUUUCAGAGCAGGAAGUAAGCCAUUCAACCCUGUCCUUGGGGAGACUUAUGAAUGCAUUAGAGAGGACAAGGGAUUCCGCUUUUUCUCAGAACAGGUUAGCCAUCAUCCACCCAUUUCUGCCUGUCACUGUGAAUCCAAGAAUUUUGUGUUUUGGCAAGAUAUCAGGUGGAAGAACAAGUUCUGGGGGAAGUCGAUGGAAAUCCUGCCUGUGGGAACGCUGAAUGUCAUGCUUCCAAAGUAUGGAGAUUGCUAUGUGUGGAAUAAAGUCACCACGUGCAUACACAACAUUCUCAGUGGAAGGAGGUGGAUAGAGCAUUAUGGAGAAGUGACCAUCAGAAAUACCAAAAGCAGUGUUUGCAUUUGCAAACUCACAUUUGUCAAGGUGAAUUACUGGAAUUCUAAUGUGAAUGAAGUCCAGGGGGUUGUGAUGGACCAGGAGGGGAAGGUGGUGCACCGGCUGUUUGGGAAAUGGCACGAGGGGCUCUACUGCGGCGUGGCCCCGUCUGCAAAGUGCGUCUGGAGACCAGGUUCCUUGCCAACCAACUAUGAGCUCUACUAUGGCUUCACCAGGUUUGCUAUUGAGCUCAAUGAGUUAGAUCCUGUCCUGAAAGACCUCCUCCCACCGACAGAUGCCCGAUUCCGGCCAGAUCAGAGAUUUUUGGAAGAAGGAAAUCUGGAAGCUGCAGCAGCCGAGAAGCAAAGGGUGGAGGAACUGCAGAGAUCGCGACGGCGCUACAUGGAAGAAAACAACCUUGAACAUAUACCAAAAUUCUUUAAGAAAGUGAUUGAUGCCAAUCAAAGAGAAGCCUGGGUUUCUAACGACACCUACUGGGAGCUGCGGAAGGACCCUGGGUUUAGCAAAGUGGACAGCCCUGUUCUCUGGUAACCUGGGCGUGUAGAGCUAGCCAACAUAUCCCGCUCUGAAUGAAUUACUAACUAUGCACAAUUAUGUUUCUUAGAGCUCCGCGUGGUUUCUGGGCCGACCGAACGCCGGCCAUUUGCUUUUCUAUUCAUCUUUAUAACGGACUCUCAGAAGUGCAUUAGACAAGGCCCCUAACCACGUUUGGAUCCUUUCUGUUUUGCUGCAACCAUAUUCCUUAAAAAAUAAAAUGGAAAAAAAAAAUCCACACCCUCCUCGGAAAGAAGAAUUAAAGGAGCAGAAUGUAAAAACCCAAAGUCUGAUGAGUUUAUAAAGACAAACACACUGUGACCGGUGCUUAACGCCGAUCCGGAGAGUUUAAAGCCGCGUGACAUAAACCACGCGUUUGGAAGCGCCCUCCCCUCAUCAGAGGAGCUCCGGGGCUCAGCCUGGAGUGUGUCGUCCGAUGUGGUGUACCCGUGCUGGCCUUGUCCAUGAAGACGUGAUGCUUCUCAGAACCUGUCCCAUCUGUACGCCAUUGUUCAUGCCUUAAGAAAUGCAAAGAUGUACAAUAAAUCAUUUUUUUUAACGUGUGCUCAUAGGUUUAUGUGGAGGACAGACCUUUUGAAUCAUGGCAUGAUUCACUUUCUGGGACCAGAACAAUUAUGAGUGUAACUUCAGUGGAUGAAAAAAAGUAAACAACAUGUGCUUUACUCUGAUGUGUCGGUCACUGUAUCGUAUGUCUGCAGGGCAAGAAGGAAAUGGUGUGCCAGGGCGAUUUCUGUCGUCACAUGGCUUGUCAAGCUCCUGUCCUGCGUCCAGAUAAUAAACCAUCCCCCUUGUACCUAA
Molecule: messenger RNA, 4295 nt
Organism: Myotis davidii
Lineage: Eukaryota; Metazoa; Chordata; Mammalia; Chiroptera; Vespertilionidae
Gene: OSBPL6
Product: oxysterol binding protein like 6
Exons: 26
Coding region: 477-3473 (998 amino acids)
Cellular component (GO): cytosol; perinuclear endoplasmic reticulum; intracellular membrane-bounded organelle
Molecular function (GO): cholesterol binding
Source: RefSeq, a predicted model, not a curated record